AUGAGAUCCACCUUGUUCAUUUGGAGCUUGCUUGUAGCCGGGAGCUACCACGUCCAAGCUCGACAACAGCAACAACAGGUUAAUUGGAAAACAUCCAGCGAUGAUCAGCGAAUUGAACAUGCCAGGUAUCUCUUAUCCCUUUCACCACUACUUGAUACCCAUGUGGAUACUCCUCAGGUGAUGAGGGUCUUAUCAGACCAUCCGAUGGAUAUGAUACCCCAGCUAGGAACGGGUUUAGCGGGUCACUUCGAUAUACCUCGAGCUAAGCAAGGAGGUGUAGGUGGGGUAUUCUUCACGGUAUGGACUCCCUGUCAAGAUCAGUUAGGCGUCGAUAUAGGUCCAGAUUACCUCAAACCUGAUAAUACUGUUAGAGAUACGUACGAGUCAAUCGACUUGAUACGAUCAAUGAUCGAUGCCCAUCAGGAUACUCUGAAAUUCGCUACCGAUGCACAAGGUAUAAGGGACGCGAGUAAACAGAAGAAAAUAGCGGCUUUGCUAGGCAUGGAAGGGUCUCAUAUGCUCGGCGGAUCGCUAUCGACCAUACGAAAUCUGGCUGCAUUGGGAGUAAGAUACCUUACUCUGACGCACGUCUGUCAUAGUCCAUUCGCCUCCUCGGCGGGGGGAGGAGCAGGUACAGAUGGAUCCUUCAUACCUCCCUCAUCCCUCAGUCCGAGCAACGGACUGACUCCAAUGGGUGUUGAGCUGGUUAAAGAGUUGAACAGACUGGGAGUGAUGGUUGAUCUGAGUCAUACCUCUGAUGGAACGAUGUCAGAAGCUUUGGAUACUAGUGAAGCACCUGUGAUUUUCUCUCAUUCAGGUGCGAGAGCUAUACAUAAUCAUCCGAGGAACGUACCGGAUCACAUAUUAGAUAGGAUGGGUCCAGGGAAGAAUGAAGGUAUCAUAUUGAGUGUGUUAUACAAACACUUUAUCGAUCCCAAUAACGCUACCAUCCCCCGAGUUGUCGAUCACGUAGAAUACAUCGCACAGCGUACUUCCAAGAAACAUGUGGGUUUAUCAUCGGAUUUCGAUGGAAUGUCAGAAGUGGUAGAAGGUAUGGAAGAUACUUCCAAAUGGCCAUAUCUUGUGGCUGAAUUCCUACGAAGAGGGUGGACGGACGAAGAAAUUCUGGAUCUCACUGGAAGAAAUUUACUCCGUGUAAUGGAAGAUGUAGAACAAGUAGGAAAGAAAUUGAGAUCAGAGAGGAAACCCAGUACGGCGAUCUAUGACAAACGGACUGAUUUGCCCGGCACCAAUUGGGGUGGACCGCAUGGUGCUUAUCUGCCUAUGGACGUCAAAGCUAUUGUGGACAAGAGAGUCGCUAGACUCGCUGACGAGCUUUAA
This is a messenger RNA of Kwoniella botswanensis, 1341 nucleotides long. RefSeq lists its product as uncharacterized. NCBI's taxonomy places the organism in Eukaryota, Fungi, Basidiomycota, Tremellomycetes, Tremellales, Cryptococcaceae. Bases 1 to 1341 code for a protein of 446 amino acids. The transcript has 7 exons. The record is from RefSeq and is a predicted model, not a curated record. Gene Ontology annotation, molecular function: metallodipeptidase activity. Gene Ontology annotation, biological process: proteolysis.